AUGGUUGUCAGUAGUCCAUUGUUUGAUAUUAAUCAAUUAAAUAUCGAGCAGCAGAAAAAAUUUGAUACCGUUUACAAUGAAUUAAAAUCAAAACAUACAUCUUAUCUUCAAUAUAAAUUUAAUUUACCUUUAAAGACUCAAUUUGAUAGUGAACAAGAAGAAAAUGAAUGGCGCUAUGAAUUGCACAGAUUUCUUCGUGCUAGAAAAUGGAAUGUAACACAUACGAUCAAAUCUCUUGUGGAAAUGAUACAAUGGCGAAUAGACAAUAACGUUGAUUCGAUUCUUGAACAUGCACCCAUGUCAUCUCGAAUGGAACUUCUUGGAAAAGUUGUUCCGAAUGCUCAACACGGCUAUACAAAAGCUCAUCGACCAUUGUAUAUUGAGAAAUCGGGUCUAAUUCACGUGAAUAAAAUAUUGAAAAUGUUUACAUCAGAGGAUCUAGUCCAAUGUCAUAUUUAUUGGCUUGAAUACUAUUGUCAAUUAGCAAGAGAACGUAGUCGACAAUUAGGAAAACAUGUGGAAACUUUUGCUAUGAUUACGGAUUUACACGGUUGUAAAUUGAACUUAAGAAAAGUACUUCCUCUAUUUAAACAAUCUCUUUAUAUCGAUGAAAACUAUUAUCCUGAACGUCUAGGACAAAUGUUGAUUAUAAAUCCACCAGCAAUUUUUCCUACUCUUUGGAAUUUAGUGAAACAUUGGUUUGAUCCUGUAACGAAAACAAAAAUAAUUGUCAUUAAAAAAGGUCCUGGAACAUCAACGUUAUUAUUACAACAUAUUGAUUCUGAUCAAUUGCCACGUGAAUAUGGUGGAACCUGUAAUUCAUGUUCAACUGCUCCGAAUUGUAUUCCUGUGUAUGACUGGGGCAAAGACACUGCCGAUGAUAAACAGGAAGAACAAGAAGAACAGGAAGGACUGGAAGGACAAGAAGAACAAAAAGGAUUGGAAGGACAAGAAGAACAGGAAGAACAUAAAGAACAAAAUGAGUAA
This is a messenger RNA of Rotaria sordida, 987 nucleotides long. NCBI's taxonomy places the organism in Eukaryota, Metazoa, Rotifera, Eurotatoria, Philodinida, Philodinidae. The record is from the annotation of a GenBank genome assembly.